CUCGGAUGUCAGUGUCAAGGUCUAACCCAUCUAAUCAGAUCAGACAGGCAGAUACAAGGUGACAAGGUCUGUUUUCUGCUGAACUAGUGCAGUUUUGGAAUUUGAAAUGAGAUAGGUUUGAUUUGUUGAAAGUGAAAAAGAGAGUGCUAGUGCAGUCUAGUGCAGGAACAGAAAACAGACCAACAAAUGCAUAAGUUAGUGCGUAAAGAGCAGUGUGAUGGUUCUUGUUUGUAUUACAAACUAUUUCUGAGCACACAAUAAUUAUUUAAAAAAAAAAAAAUGCUGUCAGGACAAUUUGUUCGUAAUAUUCAGUUGCGUAUAACACGAUAUUUUACUCGUAGCAGUAUUUUAAGGGAAAUUAAUAAAGUAGAUAAAAUUCCUGCACAAAAAAACAAUGAACCUACAAAAGAUAGUGUUAUGGGUUCACGCAUGCAUCGGGUAACUAAUUUUGACAAGAGAAUACUUGUUUGGGUAAAUCGAUAUCCGAGCAUUGCAGAUGUUCCUAAGGACGUUACAACGGACUGUAUCCUCGGUGCGAGAAGUAAAGCACGAAUCAAGACAUGUAAUUAUAUGAUAGUUUUUACCAUAAUUGGUUGCAUAGGCGCUGUAAUACUUGGAAAACGACAAGCUAAAAGAGGAGAAACUUUGUUUAAACAAAGAGAAGACUGGCUCAAAGAAGUCAUGGCAGAAGAUAAAAAGAAAUAAAUUGUAAAUAUUAGGAAAAUGUAGAAAUCUUUAGGAUUUAAUUUUU
Trachymyrmex septentrionalis is the source of this 751-nucleotide messenger RNA. Its product is annotated as UPF0389 protein CG9231. Lineage: Eukaryota; Metazoa; Arthropoda; Insecta; Hymenoptera; Formicidae. Bases 280 to 705 code for a protein of 141 amino acids. The transcript is spliced from 4 exons. The record is from RefSeq and is a predicted model, not a curated record.